GUAAAAUGGCGGCACAAGAAGUAUCUGCAGUCCUUGGUGAAAAAAAGCGAGUUAAAGUCUUUGUUAACCAUGUUGACACAUAUACGAGCAAAAAUAUAAGUAAGGUGCUUGCAAAGUCGGUGGUUGGCGCAACAGCUGAGGAAGARCCAGGAGAUGAAGAAUCAGUUACUAGCAAUGCUCCUCAGAUUCCUACAGAUGAUUGUUAUCAGAUAGUAGGAACUCUACAAGACUCGACCAAAACAAAACCUGACUGGGUAGAUGAAGUCUUUGAGUACAAAAGCAAAGAAGAUUUGUUGCCAUACCUCCUUCAAUGUGACAUAGUGUUGUAUGAUAUCAAUGGACAUCCUGAUCAGGUUGAUGAAGCAGCUUGGGCAGUUUCAGCACUUCAUGCAGAGCUGGAGAAUUUUAAAGACACCAAACUUUUCAUUUGUGUCUCAACUGUUAUGACCUGGGCACGUAGUAAACCUCUUGAUCCAGAUGACCCAGAAAUUCCAUUUACAGAAGAUGAUUAUAGACGUCGUCGUGCUCAUCCAAAUUUCAAAUCCCAUAUCAGCACAGAGAAACUUAUCAUCAAGUAUGGCAAGACUAACAAAUCUAAGUUUAUAACUUAUGUAAUUGCACCAGGCUUGACAUAUGGUGCRGAGGAGGAUAUUUUCCAUUUCCUGUUUAAGACAGCAUGGCAUGGCUCUUCUWCUGCUUUACAAUGUUUUGGCCCAGGUGAUAAUAUUAUACCUACAAUACAUAUCACUGAUCUGGCUGGUGUUGUAGUGAAUAUCUGUGAUCAGCGCCCAAAGGUCCGGUAUAUGGUUGCUGUUGAUGAUUCCAAGAACACACUUGAAGAGAUUGUUAAGGCAAUCAGUAUGUAUUUGGGAACAGGAAAAAUUAAGAAAAUCAGCAAGGAAGAGGCUCUUCUUAUAAAGGAACUUGAGCAAGCUGACUUUGAUAUGCUGUUGGUGAACAUUCGCAUGGAGGCUACAUUCAUCAAGGAAGGAAUGGCAAUAAGCUGGGUGGCAGAGACUGGGCUUGUAGAAAAUAUUGAAAAUGUUAUCAAAGAAUAUAAAGAGUCUCGAGGACUUCUGCCAAUCAGAGCAUGUAUCGUUGGACCUCCAGCUUCAGGGAAAACUCUUGUUGUUAAGCAACUCUGUAACUACUACAAACUUCAUCACAUAAGAAUCCAAACUGUCAUUGAUGAAGCAAUUGAAAAACUACAACAAAGUGCAGCACGAGCAGACCAAGAAGGSGAUGAUGAGGAUGAUAUCAAAGCACAGGAAGACCAAGAACUACUGGAAGCACUUAUUGAAAGCAAAGAGCAAAACAAUGGGCGCUAUGARGACCAGUAUGUUAUUCGCUUUUACCGUGAAAGGCUUCAUUCAAUGCCGUGUCAGAAUCAGGGUUUCAUACUUGAUGGUUAUCCUAAARCAUAUGAACAAGCAAAGGAGCUGUUUGCAGCUGAUGAAGAGGAGGCAGAUGAAGAGGAGUCACCUCUAAGCUAUGACAAAGUUACAAUGCCAGAGGUUAUCAUAUCACUUGACGCAACUGAUGAAUUCUUAAAGUCAAGAGUGAUGAAUCUACCAGAAAGUGUAGUUGCUGGUACACACAACACUGAAGAAGGUCUGAUGAGACGCUUGGCCGAAUAUCGGACUUUAAACACGGAGGAUGAAACAGUUUUGAACUAUUUUGAUGAACUUGAAUUCCAUCCUGAACACAUAGAUAUAUCAUCAGAUACAAGCGCUAAAAUGAUUCAUACAGUAGAAGCAAUCAAAAAACUGAUGGGAGAACCGCGUAACUAUGGCCCUACACCAGAGGAAAUCGCAGAAAUGGAAAGAAUUGAAACAGAAAAAAGAUUGGAAAAAGAAAAGAAAGAAAGGGAAAAACGGGAACGAUUAGAAGCAGAAGAGGCGGCCAUAAGAGCSCAAAGGGAGGAGGAAUGGCGCGUAAGGCUUGCAGAAGUCAAGAAGCAAGAGCAAGACCUCCUUGAAAACCAGUCCAUCCCCCUGAGAAACUACCUGAUGAAACACGUGAUGCCUACCYUGUCACAAAGCCUGGUGGAAUGCUGUAAGAUACGGCCUGACGAUCCCAUUGACUUUGUGGCGGAGUACUUGUUCCAGAAUAAUCCUCAAAUCGACUAAUCAUUUGCAGUUACUUGUAUAUGUGUAUAUAGUACAAUAUUUUCCUUAAGCAACUUGGCUAGGAUAAUUGCGGUUAUGUAAUUUUUUAUUCAAUAAAAUUAAUAAGACGUUU
Molecule: messenger RNA, 2241 nt
Organism: Exaiptasia diaphana
Lineage: Eukaryota; Metazoa; Cnidaria; Anthozoa; Actiniaria; Aiptasiidae
Product: adenylate kinase 7
Exons: 20
Coding region: 6-2129 (707 amino acids)
Biological process (GO): nucleobase-containing compound metabolic process
Cellular component (GO): cytoplasm
Molecular function (GO): ATP binding; AMP kinase activity
Source: RefSeq, a predicted model, not a curated record